AUGACUCAGAAAACGAAAGUUAAGUCGUGGAACGAGCUGAAGCAAGCCGGGAACGAGUUCUUCAAGGCGGGCCAGUACGGAGAGGCCACCCGCUUCUACAGCCAGGCCAUCGACGAACUACACAAGUCGAAUCCCAAAAAUGUGGAGGAUUUGAGCGUUUUGCACUCCAACCGCGCUGCUAGCUACCUCAAAGAAGGAAACUGUGCCGAAUGUUUCAAGGACUGCAACAUCUCUCUGGAGUUGGUACCGUUCAACGUCAAAUCCUUGCUCCGGAGGGCCGCCGCCUCGGAGGCCCAGGAGCGUUAUCGCCAGGCCUACGUGGACUACAAGACCGCCCUUCAGCUGGACGCCAACAUAGCGGCGGCACACGACGGAGCCAACAGGAUGACAAAAGCGCUGACAGAGGUGGACGGUCCGGCAUGGCGCGAGAAGCUCCCCGCCAUCCCAGUGGUCCCCCUGGCGGUCCGCGAAAAGAUGAGCCAAGCUGCCCCGCGGCACAACGGCGCCACGGGGGACGCCUCGACCAACGACGCACGGCGAGCCAAGGCGCUCAAGGAAGAAGGCAACGCCUUGGUCAAGAAGGGCGAUCAUGCCCGCGCCGUCGACAAGUACACGCAGAGCAUUCUGUGCCACGACAAAGAAGCUGCCGCCUUCACUAACCGGGCGUUGUGCUACCUGGCGCUUAAGCGCUACCGCGACGCCGUCGGUGACUGCGACGCGGCCCUAGCCCUGGACGGCGUCAACGUCAAGGCGCUCUACCGACGUGCACAGGCCUACAAGGAGCUCAAGAACAUGACCGGUUGCAUACAGGACCUGAAAGAACUGCUGGAGGUGGAGCCUACCAACAUGGCUGCCAUCAAGCUGUUACAGGAAGUACAACAACUACAACAGCAAGAACAACCCCCCAAACAACAAGCCCCGCCGCCCCAGGAGAAGAAGAAAAAAACAAGAAACCGGAAGAAGUGA
Nerophis lumbriciformis (worm pipefish) is the source of this 966-nucleotide messenger RNA. The record is from RefSeq and is a predicted model, not a curated record. NCBI's taxonomy places the organism in Eukaryota, Metazoa, Chordata, Actinopteri, Syngnathiformes, Syngnathidae.